AAGGAUUAAAAAAGUAAAAGUUGUGAGGGCACGGCGGUUUUAAAGGGGUAUUAACUAACGGGCCGCGCAGUGACGCCAGCGGGCCGCUGUCACCUGGUCGGGGAGGGCCUGUGAGGUGGCGGUGGGAUGAGGAGGAGGAGGAAGAGUUCUCGCGGGAAGUAGCCAUAGCGACGGACCCGCUUGGCCGCGGGGGGAGCGGGCAGCCGCCGCCUCGGUCGGUCAGCGGGGACGGUGAGGAAGGCGGGAUUAGAGCGGGAGCAUAGCCGGGGAUGAGAGCUGGCUGCUGAGGCAGUGGUCCCCGUAGCGCUGCGCUCUCCAGGUAAAGGCGGGCUGGGGUAGAAGGAGGAGGUAGUGAUCCCCCCUCCCCUCGCCAGGGCAGGUCUGACUCACUCCAUGGUGGGCGAAAGGGUCGGGACCCUGACCGGUGCCUCUGGCUUGGCGUAGGAGGAGAGGAAGGAGAGCUCCGGGAGACCGCCGGGCGGCGAGUUAAAAUGUACCUGCAUAUCUUUUGUUAACGCUACAACUGAAAUGAGACUGAAGACUUCACUUCUAAAGGAGCCAAAACAUAAAGAAUUAGUUAGCUGUGUGGGAUGGACUACAGCUGACGAGCUCUAUUCCUGCAGUGAUGAUCACCAGAUUAUGAAAUGGAACCUUUUAACCAGCGAGACAACUCGAGUAGUGAAACUGCCUGAUGAGAUUUAUCCUAUAGAUCUCCACUGGCUUCCCAGAAGUAUAGGUGGGAAGAAGCAGUCUCAGGCUGAGAGCUUUGUUCUUACAAGUUCUGAUGGGAAAUUCCACUUGAUCUCCAAGUUAGGGAGAGUAGAGAAAAGCGUGGAAGCCCACUGUGGAGCUGUUCUGGCAGGAAGGUGGAAUUAUGAAGGAACAGCACUGGUUACAGUUGGGGAAGAUGGUCAAGUGAAAAUCUGGUCUAAAAGUGGAAUGCUGAGAUCCACUUUAGCUCAGCAAGGAACUCCAGUGUACUCAGUAGCCUGGGGACCUGAUUCUGAAAAAGUUCUCUACACUUCAGGGAAGCAGCUGAUUAUUAAACCUCUUCAGCCAAACGCCAAAGUUUUGCAGUGGAAAGCCCAUGAUGGACUCAUUUUGAAAACUGACUGGAACUCAGUUAAUGAUCUUAUUCUUUCUGGAGGUGAAGACUGUAAAUAUAAGGUUUGGGACAGUUUUGGACGUCUCCUCUACAGCUCCCAGCCCCACGAAUAUCCUAUUACAUCUAUUGCUUGGGCUGCAGAUGGAGAGCUGUUUGCUGUGGGAUCUUUCCAUACUUUGCGUCUCUGCGAUAAAACUGGGUGGUCUUACGCCUUGGAGAAGCCCAACACUGGCAGCAUCUUUAAUAUCUCUUGGUCUAUUGAUGGCACUCAGCUGGCUGGAGCCUGUGGAAAUGGCCAUGUCAUCUUUGCCCACGUUGUGGAGCAGCGCUGGGAGUGGAAGAACUUCGAAAUAACCUUAAUUAAGAGGAGAACCAUGCAGGUACACAACGUUCUGAAUGAUGCAGUGGAUCUGCUGGAAUUCCGGGACAGGGUCAUUAAGGCCUCUCUGAACUAUGGGCAUUUGGUGGUUUCAACUUCUCUUCAGUGCUAUGUCUUCUCUACAAAGAACUGGAACACACCACUGAUCUUUGACCUGAAGGAAGGAACAGUUAGUUUGAUUCUACAAGCAGAAAGGCAUUUUCUUCUGGUUGAUGGUGGUGGACUUUACUUAUAUUCCUAUGAAGGAAGAUUAAUUUCCUCUCCAAAAUUUCCUGGGAUGAGAACAGACAUUUUAAAUGCCCAGACAGUAUCUCUGAGUAAUGAUACCCUAGCAGUAAAAGACAAAGCUGAUGAAAAGGUUAUCUACAUAUUUGAAGCUUUGUCUGGGAAGCCACUGGGGGAUGGAAAGCCUCUAACCCAUAAGACAGAAAUUGUGGAAAUUGCUUUGGACCAAAGAGGACUUACAAGUGAAAGAAAAAUAGCUUUUAUUGAUAAGAACAGAGAUCUUUACAUCACUUCAGUGAAGAGGUUUGGAAAAGAACAGAAGAUUGUCAAAAUAGGUACCAUGGUUCAAACUUUGGCCUGGAACGACACAUCUAACAUCCUCUGCGGCAUUCAAGAUGCUCGUUUCACAGUCUGGUACUACCCCAACACAGUCUACGUGGAUAAAGAUCUUCUGCCAAAAACUCUGUAUGAAAAAGAUGCAAGCGAAUUCAGCAAAAAUCCCCAGAUUGUGCACUUUGUAGGCAACCAGACAACGAUUAGAAGAGCAGAUGGUUCACUUGUCCACCUCAGUGUUUCACCUUACCCUGCCAUUCUCCAUGAGUAUGUUUCUGGGUCCAAAUGGGAAGAUGCCGUCAGGUUGUGUCGCUUUGUCAAGGAUCAAACUCUGUGGGCAUGCUUGGCUGCUAUGGCAGUUGCCAACAAAGAGAUGGCUACAGCAGAGAUCGCCUACGCAUCCAUCGGGGAGAUUGACAAAGUUCAGUACAUCAACUCCAUCAAAGAUCUUCCAUCCAAAGAGUCCAGGAUGGCUCACAUCCUGCUUUUCAGUGGAAACACCCAGGAAGCUGAAACCCUCCUCCUUCAAGCUGGCUUGAUUUAUCAAGCUAUUCAAGUCAACAUUAACCUUUACAACUGGGACAGGGCUCUGGAGCUAGCAGUGAAGCACAAGACACACGUUGACACAGUGCUGGCUUAUCGACAGAAGUUCCUAGAGGGCUUUGGAAAAACUGAAACCAACAGAAGGUUUUUGCAGUAUGCAGAAGGUGUGACCAGGCCAAAUCAGAUACCCAGCAGCACAGCCACCUACAUGGCCAUCAUGUGUAAUGUGCUUGUUUCCUCUGUCCUGUUUACUCGCCCUGGGAUGAUUUGGUUGCUGACGUCUGUGCUCAGAUGGUGACCCCAUAAGCUGCCUGCACCCAGGAGCUGCGUUGAGGUUGGUGGAAGGGCAGAAGGAUCAUAGAAUCACAGAAAGGGAGGAGCUGGAAGAGACUUCUAGAGUCCAACGCCCCCCACCGCUGGCACAGGAACACCCUAGGUCAGGUUGCACAGGAAUG
Messenger RNA from Pogoniulus pusillus (Red-fronted tinkerbird), 3040 nucleotides. RefSeq names its product intraflagellar transport 80 (gene IFT80). NCBI's taxonomy places the organism in Eukaryota, Metazoa, Chordata, Aves, Piciformes, Lybiidae. Gene Ontology annotation, biological process: cilium assembly. The record is from RefSeq and is a predicted model, not a curated record. The transcript is spliced from 21 exons. Gene Ontology annotation, cellular component: intraciliary transport particle B; centrosome; cilium. Bases 529 to 2883 code for a protein of 784 amino acids. Gene Ontology annotation, molecular function: protein binding.